Molecule: messenger RNA, 642 nt
Organism: Trichomonas vaginalis G3
Lineage: Eukaryota; Parabasalia; Trichomonadida; Trichomonadidae
Product: transcription-initiator DNA-binding domain ibd family
Exons: 1
Coding region: 1-642 (213 amino acids)
Source: RefSeq, a predicted model, not a curated record
AUGUUUCAAGACCCAGCCUUACCUCCGCCAAGAAUCCAAGCAACUGAUCCAUUCAUGAUGAGACUCUCGUAUCAAGAUCAGAUUGAAUACAUGAGGCUAGUUCAAUAUUUCCAAUAUUCUGAUGACCGCAAUAAAAGAAAUCUUGGAUUAUCUACAUUCGCAAAACAUAUCUCCUUAAUUCAUCGUUUUAUUUAUAGAGGAGAUUCUCAAGAUACAUACCGUGGAUUACUUUGCGGCAUUGAAUUUGGAAUUGAUUCCCUUUUGAUCAAUACUUCCCGCCUGAAACAUUUAAUGUGCAGAUCAAAAUCUUGCAUGAAUGGGUGCUUCCAAAAACUAGGUUAUGCAAUAUCAAGACCUGUUCAAGACUUCCAAACGUUAUUUUCACAAUCGGGAUCUUCAUUUGAUAAUGCAUUCAUCAAUCCAAGACAAUGGUGUGUAAGAAGGUUACAGGACCCAACAAAUGCAAUGACCAAUUUUCCAGCAAUCCUAAGCAUACAGUUUGCUGAAGAUAACUCAAAGCACUCCGAAUCAGAAACAAUUUCUCUUCACGAUAGACCAAAUUCUCUCCCUGCAAUUUGGGAAGUUUCUAGUUUAUUGAAUCAUAAAUCAUUACCUGGACUAUCCCUUGGAUAUUCCCCAUGA